This is a messenger RNA of Epinephelus moara (kelp grouper), 7471 nucleotides long. RefSeq names its product REV1 DNA directed polymerase (gene rev1). NCBI's taxonomy places the organism in Eukaryota, Metazoa, Chordata, Actinopteri, Perciformes, Serranidae. The record is from RefSeq and is a predicted model, not a curated record. Gene Ontology annotation, molecular function: damaged DNA binding; DNA-directed DNA polymerase activity; deoxycytidyl transferase activity. Gene Ontology annotation, biological process: error-free translesion synthesis; error-prone translesion synthesis. The transcript is spliced from 22 exons. Gene Ontology annotation, cellular component: nucleus. The coding region runs from base 332 to 4546 and encodes 1404 amino acids.
CGUGGCUUGACUCUCGCAGAGAAAAGGGAAAGCAAAGAGCCCAGGCGGUAGAAAUGGAGAGCAAAAGGACAGGGAGGGUGAGCGUAAACGUUGAAGAGACAUGGCGUGGCAGCCACCCAGAAUAAGGAGACCUCAGUCCGCCGUGAGGAGUUUCCUGAGGAACAAAGCCGAGGCUGAGGAGUCGAGCUAACUGUGUGGAGGAUUCUCAUUUCGCUUCGCUUUGGCUCUCACCUCGUAAUCAGCGCGCUCUCAACGGUUUGUGUUGGUCAGUAUCUGCAGGGAGAAGUCUGUGGCAAACAACCCAGUCUGACAGGAUAUAAGGUAGCUCAAUAUGAGUCGAGAUGGGUGGGCAAAGAAGAGAGCCAAUGCCAGCGGUGACAAUGGUUGGGCUGAAAGGGGCGGUUACAUGGCUGCCAAAGUUUCAAAGCUGGACGAGCAGUUUAAACUCGACGCCCCCAGAGAGAAACAGAAGGAUGGCACAUGCUCCAGCAUUUUCAGCGGGGUGUCCAUCUAUGUCAAUGGAUAUACAGAGCCAAGUGCAGACGAGCUUCGCAGACUGAUGAUGCUGCACGGCGGCCAGUUCCACGUGUACUACUCUCGCUCCAAGACCACACACAUCAUCGCCAACAACUUGCCCAACAGCAAAAUACAAGAGCUCAAAGGGGAAAAGAUCAUCAGGCCAGAGUGGAUCACUGAGAGUAUCAAGGCUGGGCGUCUCCUGCCUUACCUACAGUACCAGCUGUACGCCAAACAGAAAGGCCCACUCUUCCCUGGCGUGACUCUGCGCCAGACGUCAGAGAUGGCAGGACCCAGCCAUGGGCCGCUUCAGCUGAGCGUCCAUCAAAAGCUUCAUCUGCCACAGCACUCUACACUCAAGCACGAGCAGCCCUCAUCCAGCUGCCAGAAUAUCUCCACCCCUAACCCCAGCCACAGUCGACUUAACAAAGACAACAUCCAACCUCAGACCAUCCAGCAGAACUCUGCAGCUCGAUUAAUUAACCUCCAACCAAGUCACUCAGCAUCCACUUACCUCAAUGCACACACUCAACCCACCCACCUGAUGUCUAACUCAACCCCGACAAAACACCCACACAGGCUCUCGCCAUCUACCCUUCAAACACCUUCUCAUCUCCAGCAGCAGAGAGCUAGCCAAACACAACCUCAGAUCAACUCUUCUUGCAGCAGUGCCCAGAGUGGCUGCAAGGAAUUAAAAAUAAAUGGAUUACUGCAGACCUCAUUGGAUGCGAUGAGCCAUUCAAAAUUGAAUGAAAUGCAAGAGUGUGUCAAAGAAGAUCCUCUCCUGCAGGUGGCGAAGGAAGCACACCUGACAAACGGACACACUCACCUUGUUAAUGGUGCCUUAAAGCCAGAGGAUCUGUCCCCUGUGACAGAUGAACCCUCUGCUGAUAAGGAACUGCCUCAAUGCAACGUCAAGAGUUCAGAUGAUAAACCUCAGAGUCCUCCAGUACAGUUACAGACCAAACCUGACCCGUACGAGUUCCCCCACAGUCCUCCAAAGCAAUCUGACCAGUCUGCUGUUUUUCAGAAUGAGCAGAGACCUAAACCUCCUCCACCCACGUACCAAGAGGCUUUAAAAGCCACCGAAAGCCACCUACUCCCAAAACCUCUCCAGCCAUCCCGUCAAGUUGAUCCGCAUCCUGAAAAGACUCCUCUUUCACCUGCAUCUCGCUCUCUGUCACAUUCUCCAAUUCGACUGAACGGAAGUCACCACAAUGCCUUUUCAUCCGACCCCGCGUCGCUAAACACAACCAACGUAACAGCUAAACCGGAUCCUCCCACCGAGACGUCUUCGUCGUCAACUGGGUCUUCAGCACAGCUGCUGGCACAGACGGGCGGUUUGAUCUCUGAGUUCUACUCUCACUCACGUCUGCACCAGAUCUCCACAUGGAGGUCGGGCUUCUCCGAGUAUGUCAAUGAACUGCACAGCAAGAGAAAAGCAGCAGGGGGCGCCUCCUUCCCUGGGAAAGACCGACUGAGGAAGUCUGUGGCCCAGCGGUCGACAGAUCAAGGUACAUCAGCACCUUCAAGUGUCAAAUCUUGCAUUCUUCACGUGGACAUGGACUGUUUCUUUGUGUCUGUGGGGAUCCGACAUCGACCAGAUCUCAAAGGGAAGCCUGUAGCUGUGACCAGUAACCGUGGACAGGGCAGAGUGCCCCUAAGGCCCGGGGCCCACCCUCAGCUGGAGCAGCAGUACUACCAGAAGAAAUAUGCUCAUCCUCAACCCGAGAGGGCAGAUGAUGAUCUACACCGAACUCCUUCACAAGAGAGUCCUGACUCCCACGCUAACGGAGUGGACCAGGAUGCUGCCACUCUCUCAAUGGCAGAGAUCGCAUCCUGCAGUUAUGAGGCUAGGCAAGCUGGUGUCAGGAACGGCAUGUUUUUUGGAAAAGCAAAACAGCUGUGUCCCUCGCUGCAGUCCGUCCCGUAUGAUUUUGAGGCCUACAAAGAGGUGGCUCUCACCAUGUAUGAGACUCUGGCGAGUUACACUCACGAUAUUGAGGCUCUGAGCUGCGAUGAAGUGUUGAUAGACGGUUCUGCCCUCCUCGCCGAGUUAGGCGUCAACCCAGAAGAUCUGGCCAGUGCGAUCAGAGCAGACAUCAAGGAGAAAACAGGAUGCUGUGCUUCAGUGGGCAUGGGGUCCAACAUCCUGCUGGCUCGGCUGGCGACUCGCAAGGCCAAGCCAGACGGCCAGUACCUCUUAAAGUCUGAGGAGGUGGAUGAUUUUAUCAGGGACCUGCCAGUGACCAGCUUACCAGGUGUCGGGCCUGUUAUGGGCAGAAAGCUGGCUGCUAUGGGUGUGAGGUCAUGCGGGGACCUCCAACAGGUGUCUCUGUCUCAGCUGCAAAAGAAGUUUGGACCCCGGACUGGACAAACCCUGUUCCGGUUCUGCAGGGGGCUCGACGACCGGCCUGUGCGCUAUGAGAAGGAGAGGAAGUCUGUCUCAGCUGAGAUGAAUUACAACAUUCGCUUCACAAGGGUUGACGAGGCAGAGUCUUUCCUGACUAAUUUGUCCAUGGAGGUGCAGAAACGUUUAUGUGAAGCAGGGCUGCGGGGUCGCAGAGUUACCCUGAAGGUCAUGGUUCGCAAGGUUGGAGCACCACUCGAACCAGCUAAAUACGGUGGACAUGGCAUAUGUGAUAACCUAGCCAGGACUGUAAUGCUCGCUCAGUCCACCGACAGCGGUCAGCUGAUUGCCGCGGCAGUCAUCAAGCUGUUCCACGCCAUGAAGCUGCAGGUUCAGGACAUGAGAGGAGUUGGCAUCCAGGUUCAGCUUCUGGACGGACAUAACUCUGCCCCCCAGGACUCUACGGGCUCUGGGACACGCUCCAUCAAACACAUGUUGCUUGGCAAGGGAUUAAAUGCGAGAUCAAGCAACAAAGAUGUUGCCGAAAACAGCGUACAUCAAGAAAAGACUUCAACCACAGGCCCAUCAUCUCGCUCCUCUCCACAUCCUCUGUCCUCCCCUGAGCCGGUCCCAGGGACAAGCAGAGACCAGCAGGCGUGCAGACAAACUCCAAAACACUCUCGAGCACGUCUCAACUUCAGUAUCGAGGUCCCCUCCCCGUCACAGGUGGAUCGUUCUGUGUUGGAGGCAUUGCCGGCAGAGCUGAGAGAACAAGUGGAGCAGUCGUGGACUAAUCGGGACAGGAAACCAAGUAACCCUCGGUCACCCAGUCCACAACCUCUUGCUCAUGUCCCGCAGCCUCCGUCUCUGAAGUCUCUUCCUCCAUUCCCCAAUCCUGCCCCUGGUCCUGCUCUGUAUACUCCACCUGUUGGGACGUUGCUUCUGCAGAUUCCAAACCAGCCAGACAGUCCGGGAAUUGUACUAGAGCUGCCAAACUUCUCACAGGUUGACCCGGACGUAUUUGCCGCCCUUCCCAAAGAGCUCCAGGACGAACUGAAGUCUGCCUACAACCGCGUAACAAAUGUCCACCCCCAGGCAAAAAAUUCAGUGGAGCAGAAGAAUCCGCUGUUGCAGCUGAAGCAGUCAGGACUGGGAGUCGGCAUCGGUCGGGUGAAGCGGCGAUACAAGAGAAAGAACGCAGCGAGCCCUGUUAAGAAAGGUCCUUCCCCUCUGAAGAAGCGCCUCACAACAAACAGCCCAGCCAAAAUCCUACCAUCACCGAUCAAAUUGCGGGAACCGAUGAACAUAUUAAAGACUGAAAACGGUCCCUCUACAUCAGCCUCAGAUCCAGACAUCCCGGAGUCUCUGUCCAAAGUCAUUCCUUUCCCUGCUCCAACGUUGGCCGGAGCCUAUGACCUGACGGACAUUAAAACUCUCCUACGGGAGUGGGUCACCACCAUAACAGAACCCAUGGAGGAGGACAUCCUGCAGGUGGUGAAAUACUGCACUGAGCUGAUCGAGGAUAAAGAUCUGGAGAAGCUGGAUUUGAUUAUAAAAUAUAUGAAAAGGCUCAUGCAACAGUCGGUGGAGUCAGUUUGGAGCAUGGCUUUCGACUUCAUCGUAGACAAUGUGCAGGUGGUUGUGCAGCAGGCCUAUGGUAGCACCCUGAAGGUAGCAUGAAGACAGAGGGGUCACUGUGCUCCCACCACUUUCUCUUUUGCGUCUUGCGUCAUUGGCGAUAGAAAUUACGACAUCUAAAUCAUGAUUUUCCUCUGGACUUAAUGUUCUCGGCGGCCUCCUGAGAGUGACACAACAUAGUGACUACACACCCACACACACGCACACACACAUACACAUCAGAGAGUGUUACAAUAGCCAUGACAGUAUUCGACGAGAGCGUGUACAGUUCAUUAUUUUCUGUACUUGCUUUUUUCAAGGGACAAGUAACACAAACUGAAAGGCAGGAAAUGUACUUCUAAUCUACUUGCCAAAACUAUGAGCAGCGAUAAGCGUAGUAGCUUUUUGCAAAUGCAUUGUUUUUCAUAUGGAGUUCUUUUUCUAAAUAAAUGUACGUGAAAUUUUAUUUAAGGAUUUUUUGCAGGCAGUGCUUAACGAUUUCUUAUACACCCAGUCUAAACCAGGCCUGAUAAGAUUUUAAAUUUACCUCCUGGUGAGCGUUUUCCAGUAGAUACAGUCGGUGUCCAGUUUUAGCCAAGGGGCGUGGUGAGGGCAGAGUCAGCGAGGGGGAAACAUCCUUUCUAAACAUGUUUUUAUAAAGCUUUAUUUUGGGCAUUUUUGCCUGUAAUGGAUAGGAUAGAGUAGCGUGAGAUGGGGCUGCAAGCUGGAAUCGAACUCGGGCCGCUGCAGCAAGGGCGGAGCCUUUGUACAUGGGGCGCCAGCUCUAACCAGUAGGCCUCGAACGCCCCCAAAACAUGUUUUUUAACUAACAUAGGGGACACAAUUACAUUUAUUAGAAAUAUGAUUAAUGAAACUUAUGAUAAUGUCAGUACCUUAAGGCCAUUAGCACUAUGACGUAAUAGACGUUACGUUACUUAUUGCCAUCAGCCGAUCAUGUAUGGGUUUCCAGUUUAAAGAGCUACAGGUCCUCUGAGACUCAUUACUUUUUUAAACCUGUGUUUAAACAAUCUAACAUUGUUUUAUAAAGCGCUGGGUCCUUUAUGUUUAACCAGAAAAGGCCCCAAAAUCACUAUCGCAACACACACCAGACUCCAUUUUAAAAAACGGUAAUUUUACCGUGUAUACAGCAAUCCUAUUUUUCCAUCCUAUUUGGGGAAUUAAGGGUUUAUUUCAACCAAACCAAAGCUGGUAAUUGUUAAAACAGUUCGAGGAGGACGCAAGAUGGUUUCUGUGAGUUUAUUUUGUUUCUGUGGACUUUGAAUGAAGUGUGUUUUACAGUGAUAAAAUAGCUGUUUUCUUAAAUGGAGUCUGGUGUGAUUGGCGAUAGCGAUUUCAGGGCUGUUUCUGGCUAAACAAAAAGGAUCUUACUUGUUACCAGAAAGGUCUAUCUCUGUAGGGAUCUUUUCAAUAAUGUUGUCAGACACUUAUAACAAUCUGAGCCUGUCAGUGGCAAAAACAAGCACUUUUAGUGGACAAAAAUUGACGGUGCAAACAUGCCCUCAGUGUUUAGCGCUCGCUCAGUGCUGGACCAGGUUCCAAAAAUGUUUUCUUCGAUCCAAAAACAAUGGAAAACAGACUGAAAACAACCCUUAUGCAGAAAGCCUCGCAACAACUCCUCAGCAUAGUAGUGAAUGCUUUGUGUCCCCCCUGGGUGUAGGUGUUCAUAAAAUACCGACUGUAUCUAUCUGGAAUAGCGGUUGACUUCGCCUGUGUGUCCCUAAGGUUUUAAUAAUCUUACAUGGGCACAUUUGAGUGUUCCUCCAUGUAUACAGUUAAAUCUAGGUUUAAAAUUAUGGCUGUGGUGAACACAGUUAUCAUGUUUAAAUGCAUUGCACCUUCUAGCGAUUUUAGAAUCAGUCUUGUAGCACUCUUAAGACAUCAGACUUAUUAUAAUCCCAGAAUGGAAGGAAUAAAAUAUCCUCUUUUCAUCGUUUCUUUGGUGCUUCAUGCCAGUUGCACUGACCUGUGAACUAUCUACGACUGCUGUGUCACAAAAAAGCAAACAAAAUAUAGUCUGCUGCGUACAGUAGUAUCUCUUCUCUUGUCUCACGCAAAAAAAAGUGCCAAACCCUGUUAUUAUAGUGUGUAAAUAAUGUUUUUAAAGAUACUUGUCAAAGGUUUAAAAGAAAAGAUGUACGUGGAGGGUUUACCUCUUGUAUUGUUUACAUGUAGUGACUUCUUAGUAACUGUCUUUAAAUUGUAAAAUCUUCUCACUCUUUAAUUGUUUGUAAGUGUCAGAAGCUGGCCAAAGCUCUUUGUGUGAGGUUAACUGUUGAUUCUCAGUAGCACUCUGACUCGGGAGGAUGUUGACAGGGGUUAUGGCAAUCAAUAAGUAGCCUAUGCAGUUCUUUUAUUCACUAGCAAGUGAGAUGUCCCUGCAAGAUAAUGUAACGUUUCAUACAGCCUUUGUAUCUGGGGUAAAUCUUUUUCUAACGUGUUGCCAGUCUCACAGAUCUGAAUAUUGAAAUAAUGCUGGGUUUGAGAGGAACUGGUGACCUGAUUUUUAAAACUGAACGUAUGUACUUGUGUACUUCACACAUUGGAGACAUUUGUAUGGCUCGUGGCUACAUCAUCGUAUUUCUGUAAAGUUAACUUUUAUAAUCGGUGAUUUGAAGUUCUCUGGCUGGCUUGUGAUCUCAUCAUGCGAGACUUUACGUGUGUGUGGUUGAAAAAGUUUGUUCAAAGCAGUACCCCCCCCACACCCCCGAUAUGCAAACCAAAUCAGUCAUUUUUUUCAACUCGUUGAAAUGAAUGUAAUUCAGAAUGUGCAAGUAGUCUCCACUCUCUCCACUUUCAAGAUGUUUGCUUCUCUUCACCUGUCAUCAUAUCUUUCCAGAAGGGAACGGCCAGAAGUCAAAAUUGGCCAGUCUUGUCUUCUCUAAACUGGCUUGUGCCUGAAGACCUGAAGCUGUGAACUUGUUUGUAAGUUUUCUAAAUCUUGGUAAUAAACUGUAAACUCUGUAUUAA